UGACAGUUUGAGGUUAAGUUACAUAUUUAUGUUUACACAUUCAAUUAAACAAUAAUUUACACAAACCAUAAAUAAAAAUUAGUCUUCAAUUUCGAUUUGCCAAACAAAAUAUCACUAGAAAACGCUCCCAUAAUUUGCAGGUAUUUUAAUAAAUUCUGCCAAAAAUAUGAUUGCCUGCCUAAGACAUGACUCAUGUCACUAAAAUCAGCUGAUUAUCAAAUUCUUAGGUGUCAAUUUUUUUUGUGUGGAAAGUUGUUUUCCUUUCAAUUUAUUUAUAAAGGACCCUAAUCACACUUUACAAGAAGCAUUCCUUAACUGACCUUUAAAUAUGUCUAACGAAGUAGAAGAAACCAUGAAAAGGAUCCAGUCCCAUAAAGGUGUAGUGGGGACCAUUGUGGUAAACUCCGAAGGUAUUCCCAUAAAAACAACCCUGGAUAACACCACCACUGUGCAGUACGCCGGCCUCAUUAGUUCUCUAGCGGACAAGGCAAGGAGUGUCGUACGAGACUUAGACCCAUCGAAUGACUUAACAUUCCUGAGGAUCCGGUCCAAGAAACACGAGAUCAUGGUCGCCCCGGAUAAAGAAUUUAUUUUAAUAGUUGUUCAAAAUCCUACUGAUUAGGAGGACUAUUAUUUAACUCUUUACUAAUCUAGUUAAUAUUUUUUUCUAAUUUUUGCCCUAAAUGAUGUAUCGCAGUGAGGAACAUUCCUGCUUAUAUUAAUAUUUGUAUUAUCUGAUUGUUUUGCACAUAGCACAUUCUUUUUAUAAUGCUUUAACUUAUUAAUACAAUUCAUAUUGUACAUAAUAA
Anthonomus grandis grandis is the source of this 809-nucleotide messenger RNA. It is a transcript of the gene robl, whose product is annotated as dynein light chain roadblock-type 2. Gene Ontology annotation, cellular component: centrosome; cytoplasmic dynein complex; cytoplasm. Gene Ontology annotation, molecular function: dynein intermediate chain binding. The transcript has a single exon. Bases 329 to 622 code for a protein of 97 amino acids. The record is from RefSeq and is a predicted model, not a curated record. Gene Ontology annotation, biological process: microtubule-based movement. Lineage: Eukaryota; Metazoa; Arthropoda; Insecta; Coleoptera; Curculionidae.